CCCCUGUGCAACACUCGUUCUUCACAUCGUCAACCUCAUCAUGUCCUACCCCUAUCCCUCCUAUCCGCCUCAACAGGGCUAUCCAACCGCCUACCCUCCCUCCCAACCUCCACCGCAUCAGUCUCCACAGCAUCACCACCAGCAACCGCCGCCCCACCAGGCAAACUACAGCACCAGCCGAGCUCCACCCCCGCACGGAUAUCCCCCACAAGUCCAACACCAACAGCAGCAGCAACAACAACAACAACAACAACAACACCAACACCAACAACCAAUUCAACACCACGACCAACAUGGACCCCCAGCGCCAGCUCCCCACAACCCGGCAUCCUAUCCCCCCGAAACCCCGCCUACGGCCACCCCCACCAACCCUACACCCAACAGCCCCGACCCCCCAGCGGCACCAACACCUACCGAUCGCCAAUGCCCCCGGCCGUCUCAACGGCCCCCUCUCUUGGCUACGACCCGGACCAGCGCGCCCCCGGCGACGCAACCCACGAAGCGGACGCUCUCCACGAAGCCCUAAAAGCAUACCCCACCACAGACGCCAGCACCCUCAUCCGCAUCCUCGCGGGGCCCGACCCUCUCGAAAUGGCCCUCAUCCGAGACACCUACGCUUCCCGCCACGGGCACAGUCUCACCAAGGAUAUCCUAUCCCAAACAACAGGCCCCCUAGCAGCGACACUCGCUGCACUCGCCGACGGCCCCCUCGAUCAAGACUUAACACACCUCCACGAUGGCUUCAUCAUCAACAAUAACAGCAACAACAACAGCAACGCAGACACACCAGCCCUCACAGACGUGCUCAUCGGGCGCAGCAACGCCGACCUCCGCGCAAUCAAAUACGCCUACGUCAACAAGUACGGCACCGCGCUAGUCGACACAAUCCGCAGCAGCGGCGGGCCCGCCGGUCCAUUCUUCGCGCAGCUACUAGGUGCAAGCCGGCCCGAGAACGCGGCGUUCUUCGACCAGGGUGCUGUGGAGGACGACGUGCGCGCGCUGCACGCGGCGUUGCUGGCCGCGGACGAGGUCAGCGUCGGCGAGCUGUUCCUCGCAGCGUCGGAUGCGCGGCUUGCGGCUGUGGCGGCUGCUUUUGAGGCGCGGUACCAGGUGGGGUUGGAGGCUGCUGUUUGGGAGAGUGGGUUUGCGGCGGCUGUGAAGGAGGUGUUGAGGGCGAUGGUGGCGCAUGCAGUUGAUCCGGUGUUGCGCGAUGCGGGCCGCUUGGUGAGGGUUGGCGGGGGGACUCGGCGGGGGAGGGGUGGAUGCGAAGGCGUUGGUGUAUUGGGUUGUGCGGCUGCACUGGAAUAGGCCGUACAUUGAGGAGGUUAAGACUUGUUUAGUGAGGCUGUUGGGGGGCGAUUUUGGGAGGCAGAUUA
Molecule: messenger RNA, 1376 nt
Organism: Aspergillus campestris IBT 28561
Lineage: Eukaryota; Fungi; Ascomycota; Eurotiomycetes; Eurotiales; Aspergillaceae
Product: Annexin
Exons: 1
Coding region: 424-1308 (294 amino acids)
Cellular component (GO): cytoplasm
Molecular function (GO): calcium-dependent phospholipid binding; calcium ion binding
Source: RefSeq, a predicted model, not a curated record